Messenger RNA from Acyrthosiphon pisum (pea aphid), 2379 nucleotides. RefSeq names its product putative G-protein coupled receptor Mth-like 3. The record is from RefSeq and is a predicted model, not a curated record. The coding region runs from base 417 to 2309 and encodes 630 amino acids. Gene Ontology annotation, cellular component: membrane. Gene Ontology annotation, molecular function: G protein-coupled receptor activity. Lineage: Eukaryota; Metazoa; Arthropoda; Insecta; Hemiptera; Aphididae. Gene Ontology annotation, biological process: cell surface receptor signaling pathway; G protein-coupled receptor signaling pathway. The transcript is spliced from 9 exons.
ACUAGCCUCUAGGGCAACCACCCACUGAUUUACCGAUUGCAGAGCUAUGCAAGGUAAAGGGGGUAAAUAUUCAGGAAUUUAAACGUCACGUACCAAAUUUUGAUGUGUUAAAUAUGAACAAUUUUGUCAAAUAUUUAAUAGGAAGUCAAAUUGGACUAUUGAGCAAUGUAAUGCAUCAGUGGUACGGACGGCAUGUGGAAUAUAUCGGUUAUAAUGACAAUAUUGCUGCACCAAAUCACGGUCAUCGCAGUAUAAAAUAGGCGACGAAAACCAAUAUAUUACAAUUUUAUAAUAUCACAUACGAGCGCGGCUGUCGGUGGCGGAGCGCGUCGAACGGUCGCGAUUGCGGACAUACGCGGCGGCCGACAGUCGCGAUAGCGAACGUGCCGAAGUCGCCCAAACAGUGUGCGGACGCGAUGAAUACCGUCCGAUCGUGUUUCGCCGCAACCGUCUCGUUUCUCGCUUUCGCGAUCGGCUGGUGGGCCGCCGACGCCGUUGUCUGUUGCAACAGCAGUUCAGUCGCGAGCGGCGGCGGAGUCGCGUCUUGCCAUAACGAAAACCGGACGUUCCACACGGUCGAGGCGAUCGGCGACGGCAGGUGCGAUGACAACCGGACGGCUUUGCCGGUCCGGAAGUGCUGUCCUCCGGGCCAGCCGUACGAUCCGGAAGUGCGGUUCUGCGGACCGGCCGGGGCGGGCGGCGACGAGUACCUGCGGCGGAUGAUGCAGCGACUGAAGAACGGAUUCCGGGCGGUGACCGAUGCGGUGAUGGUGGGUUACGACUAUGAGCAGCCACUGUGCGACCCCGCGUACGUGCUAGUCGACGUGCCCGCCGCGGAGGUGCGCGGACUGAUGGAAACCGACCCGUCGGCCGUCGAGUUGCCGCUGGGCUACUGCUUCGACCUGACGCCGUCCGAUGAGCUGGUGGCCCGGACGUGUCGGCCACGCGACCAGUACUGCGGCCGGGGCCGUUACACGUGCGUCAACAAGUGCUGCAAGCGCGACCGGAUGAUAGUCGCCGGCGCCGACGGUCGGAAGUGUAAGCAGAGCGAGAAGCCGUUCACGAUGUCCUCCUAUGAAACAGACGCGGACGACCGCCCGGUGGGCCAGUCGAACAGCACGGUGCUGCCGUACUAUUUACAACUCAAGUGUUUCGACAGGGAUACGGUGGACGACGGGUUCAUGUUGACCACGGAUGGCAGCCUUUACCUUAACGGCGAUGGCCAACGCGUACCGGAGACCGAGUACUGCGUGGAGUAUUUGGCCGCGGCCGGGCCACAGGUGGCCGCCGUCCUGCAGGCGUUCGUGUGCGAAUCGGACGAACCACUGGCCACGGCCGAGGAUACCCGUGGCAGCUGGAAGUACUUCGUCACUCUGGCCGGUCUCGUGCCUUCUGUCGUGUGCCUGGCGCUUACGCUGCUCGUGUACGCCACACUGCCCAGCCUCCGGAACGUCCACGGCUACUACAUCAUGUGCUACGUGGCCUGCCUGCUAGUGUCGUUCAUAUGCCUAAUAAUCCUCCAGUGGGCCCAGGAAGCCAUGAGCAGCAAUUUGUGCAUUCUAUCCGGUUAUUUUACAUUAUUUGCAUUUCUGACGUCAUUUUGCUGGUUAAACGUAAUAUGCUUCGAUAUUUACUGGAUGUUAAGCUACAAAGAAGUAGGCAGGUACAACAAUUCAAUAAACAGACAUAGAUCAAUAUCAGUACGUACCAUCAUGUACCAUAUUUACUGUUGGGGAUUUUCAAUUGUUUGCGUAUGUACUGGAUAUUUAUUUCAACAUUCACAACACGAAACGCUACUGAAAUUCGCACCCGAUAUUGGUCACCGUAGUUGCUGGUUUUUCAAACCCACUGGCUACGGAAUCUUGAUUUUCUUCGUAAUACCCGUGUCUGUUAUGCUGACUGCCAAUUUAAUUUUGUUCUCGCUAACUGCUUAUCAUUGUUCCAGAAUUAAAUCUGAACUUAAUAAAUUCAAACGAACCGAUGAUUCAAAAACACAAAGAUUUCUUGUUGACAAAGAGAAAUUUGUAAUGAGCAUUAAACUAUUUCUGGUUAUGGGAAUCCCAUGGUCAUUUGAGAUGAUAUCUAAAUUAUUCCAAAAUCAAUGGAUCAUAUUAUGGGUUAUUUUAGAUGAAAUUAACGCACUACAAGGAGUGAUGAUAUUUAUUAUAUUUGUGGCCAAGAGCAAAGUUAUUAUGAAUUUACGGAAAAAGUUCAGAGGUUCAAUGUAUCACAGUGAGUCGACAAAAAUGACCACUACCUCUGGGUUUUCACACAGCGGCAGUGCUAAUAAAAGUUAUAAUGAUUCCUAAAUUCAAUAUGUAUAUAAUAUGUAGUAUUAAGACUAGGCCUUAGGGCAUAAAAAAAAUUAUUAUUUUUGUG